This is a messenger RNA of Limulus polyphemus (Atlantic horseshoe crab), 8095 nucleotides long. Its product is annotated as IQ motif and SEC7 domain-containing protein 1-like. Gene Ontology annotation, biological process: actin cytoskeleton organization; regulation of ARF protein signal transduction. The transcript has 13 exons. The record is from RefSeq and is a predicted model, not a curated record. NCBI's taxonomy places the organism in Eukaryota, Metazoa, Arthropoda, Merostomata, Xiphosura, Limulidae. Gene Ontology annotation, molecular function: protein binding; guanyl-nucleotide exchange factor activity. The coding region runs from base 1226 to 5221 and encodes 1331 amino acids.
GAAACUGAGUGUAGCCAGUGUGUGUGUUGGAACAGACCACAUGUUCACUUGUCUGUUGCAAGAAGCAAGUUGGUGUUGCGACAUCUCGUGCACACGUGUAUGGUACCGAGUUUGGGCUGAGACAAAUCAACGUUUGAAAUAAGUGUAAUAGUUCCUUAGUGUGUUUGGAAUAUGUACAGCAGAUCGAUCACCAUUGUUAUUUGACUGUCACAGAACGACGUUUAUAUUUCGAUGCGUCACCGUUAGGUAAAGUUAGAAAUUGACAUGACAGGUUAAUCGAUGUAUAAUUAGGUAAAUGACGUCUGAAGGUAUAAACAAUAAAUGAACUAAUUGCAAGAAACCGGACAACAACACUAUAAUUGUGGGGUUUCGCACAGAAAUGUUGAGCUGGAGAUAAUCUGGAAACAUAGCCAGUGUGAGAAUCGUUCCUUGUUUAGAUAUCGCUCUUGUUUUGCUUAUACUGUUGUGUGUGUGUGAGAGAGUGCGCAAAACGUUCAAAACCUUUUCUUGAAGAUCUACGUCAUUCGAUAUCGAGAUCUUUAAGCGAAAAAGCUGAGACUGGAAGAAAGCACAGAGUAAUUGUACAGUGAACUCCCCCGAAAAAAGUAUUAAAAACGUACUUAACAGAGUAAUUGUACAGUGAACCCCCCCCGUAAAAAAGUAUUAAAAACGUAUUUAUACUAACGUGAUUCAAAAAUGUAUAUUUUCUAAGUAAAUACACAAGAAGAUUCCAAGAUACUUCGCCAAGUAACAUGAUCUGAUAUUAAUAAACGAGUUUAAACACCGAUCUAAACUGAAAGGAAAACUUGUGUUGCAAUAUCUACACCUUGUGCUCCAAGUAACAUCCGCCGUGAAUGGCCCAGGACUGGUUAGCUGUAUUUGACGAGUCUGACGUGAGUGGUCCAAGAUUGGAUUGCUGUAGACGACGAGUAUACCGUGAGUGGUCUAGGAUUAGUUAGACGAGAUAUAGAUCUUGGCUGGUGCAUUGAUGUAUUUCUGGUUGUUGUGUUUUUAAAGAAGAAAAAAACAUUUUUUAAAAAUAUAAUACCUAACUUGCAGAUUUUAACUCUCCAAAUCGCCUCAAGGUAUUGAUAAAUUGCAAAGUUAACCAAUAAAGUUGAAUUUCUAAAGUGUUGUUAAAAUUAUCAAUGUAUUAUUGCAAAAGAAACGUUUCCAAAUAGCUUGGAGUGGAAAUAGUUAUAUAAAGGUUACCACUAUACUUAUAAUGACUAGAGCAUAUCAAGACGAUAUCAUACUCUGUGACUUAAAUGGGCAAUCCUCUGGACAAUUGCCUACAGUUGACCAGGAGUUUCCCGACUUGUCAGAAGAUGAUGAUGACAGAAAAUCCAAAAGAUCUAAUCUCUCAGGAUCUAUUUUAUGUAGACGAUCCUCAUUUAAAGAGGAUGUAACGAUUAAUUACAGCUGUUUCGAUAGUGGACGUCUGUGUCGAAGUUACUCCUGUAGUCCAUCCUACAGCGUCCGAAGUGGUCCACCUCACUCUAAAGAUAAAAGAAGAUUCUUUACCAAGGUCCACUUUAGUGAUCAAGAAUUUUCUAGAGUUGAAACCAUUUAUAUUGACAACGACGGGCUUUUGGAAUAUUCUGUGUCUUCUUCAACGAACCAAUUUUGCGACAAAAUACCAUUAAAAGACAUUGGAGAUCACAGAAAUAACCCUGUUUUUCGAAAAACUAAUACUGUAGCAGUUUCAACACCAAGAGGGGCCCAAACGCUUGCCAACAGAAGCUGUGUCAGAAAAAGCAGUUCAUCAUCAUUCCAUCGAUCAACAUGGCGUGAUCACUUAGUCACUGAUAUGAACAUGUAUGGAAAUUCUCUUGAUGUUUGCUAUAGACAGCAAUGGGCAGUUGGCCCUAAAACCAGUCGAUUUGAAAAUAAUGGUUACAAUUUAAAUUCCAGAUCAUGGUUCCGUGAGUUUCAGCCAUCUUCUUCACCUUCAUUCAUUUCAGUGACCAGUGCUCCGUGUUAUAGUGUUCGAAACUUAGCCUCCAAUUCAUUAAAUCGAUCUUUAGCUACAGAUAGACAUACAGAAGAACUGGAAGCAGGCGAAUAUUUACCUGGACGGAGGAGAAACGCAAGAUCCUUGUCUCCAGAAAGAUUUUUCAGGCGAUUAAAAAACAGUUUUCGAAAAACUGGAGGCUCUCGUACACUCCGAACUCAUGAAUUUCGCGCAAUAUCCUUGCGUCACGUAGAAGAAAGUGACCAAAGCUGCAUGAACACACGUGACAGUACUGUGGACCAGAAACUUUUCGAUACAACUCCAUAUGAACCAGGCCCUCCUCUGAAACAGCUGAGAUCGUAUUCUGUUGAUACUCACAAUAGCUCCCACCCCACGCGGAACUCACGACAAAGGGCGAGCAGUGGUAAUGUGGGGUUGAAGAAAACUCCUGUUAGACGAGUUGAUGACGAAGCUCUGAAGAGAAGUCGUUCCCAUAGUAACCAGUAUGAGUUGUCUCAAGAUCUAUUGGACAAGCAGGUGGAGAUGCUAGAGAGAAAAUAUGGUGGAGUCUGUGCUCGUCAUGCAGCUUUAACCAUUCAAAGAGCUUUCCGAAAAUACUGCAUGGUGAAGAGAUUUCAAGAGCUGGCCCACCCUAAGAGUGAGAAGCGUUUAUCACGACGCCUUUACACGUUUGACUUAGAAGGAAAAGACUGGAUGGUAUAUGCUGGGUCAUUAAAAUCCAGUGGUCAUAGGCAGUAUACCACUGGAAUCUAUAAUCCAGGCCAGGAAAUGCUGAAAGAAGGCUUUCAAGGCAUUAAUUCUACACCACAAAGUGUGGAUGCAGUAGUCAAAUCAAAUUUUGCAGCUUUGUACCGUGAACUAAGUGAAACCUUAGAAACUGAAAAUGGAAGACCGCUAAGACCAACAAGAUCAUUGAGCAUGAGAGAGAAAAAGACAUCAUACCUGACCGAUUCAGACAACUGUAUCAGAUCAUCACCCAACUGUGUGUACACUAAAGAAUCCACUUCUUAUCCAAGUGCUCAGGUAUUUACUGUUCAUAAUAAUUUAGAUAUGCAAGUAGUGUCAUCUGGUGAGAGAUUACAUCCUCAAAACUCUCUACAAUCUGGUCUUCCUGGAGAAUCCAGUGCAUUAAAUGACAGUCUAUACCACGUGCCACCUUCUUCCAUUCCUAAACAUACAAUGUCCUCCAGUACUGAUGUAAAACAUAUCAAUUCCUCCCAUAGUGCUCAUCCUGAACCAAUGAUGUGUUUAGUCCCUAAUCAGAUACCAACACCAGGUGCAGAACAUUAUCAUAUACCAAGAGAACCACUUCCUACAGAAGGCAGUACCAUUAACUUUAGUGGAAUGGAUGAAGGAUUAGUUCGAGAUUCUGCUGGAAGACGAUCAGUGAAUAAUCCAUUAGGGAUGACCAAAAAACCUCAAGAAGGGUUGUUUCAGAGGACUUCUAUAAGGUCAAGUGAUGCAGCCCUUGGAAGAAAAUACAAUAUCAAUCAGAAAAAGAUUCCCCCUCGGGUACCUAGACGAACUUCUUCCAUUUCAAACCAGGAGCAUAAAAGCACAUCCGAUGGAGUUAAUUCCCCCACCUAUUCAGUCGAGUCUUUUACUUCAAGCAGUGAAGGCAGCAUGGGAUAUGACAUAACUCAGCAAUACAGUACACAUCCUGAUGAUGACGAAAUGGAUAAAGUUCAGAGCAAAAAAUGCAAUGUUGAUGCUUCCCCCAUCUGGAAGAGAAAGUCUCUAAUUGUGGCUGAGCAAGUACCAGCCGGUACUCGAUUAGAAGAUAAACGAUUAAGCAACAUAUCAGAAAAUAGUGAAGAUAGCUUAGAAAGUACUGGCUAUUCUACAUCACCUCCAAUAUCAGUGUCAGAUAUGCAAUCCUUCACAGGAAUUACUUACUCUGACUCUGAUACCAGGACAUCACAUGACAUUCCUUCAAGUCCUCUUCCUUAUAAAUCACAGAUUUCUGAGAUCCAAAAGAAAAGGCAAUAUAGAAUUGGUUUGAACCUGUUCAACAAGAAGCCUGAAAGGGGAAUUCGCUACCUUAUUCAACGCAGUUUCUUGGAGGGAAGUCCUAAAGCUGUAGCUCGGUUUCUAAUUUCUCGUAAAGGCCUCAGUAAACACAAUAUUGGAGAAUACCUUGGAAAUCUACAGUGUCCAUUCAAUAUGGCCGUAUUAGGGUGUUUUGUUGAGGAGAUGGAUUUGGCUGGGAUGCAAGUUGAUGUUGCCCUGCGAAAGUUUCAGACAUUUUUUCGCAUGCCUUCAGGAGUGGAUGAUGGGAGUGACCUUGAUCGACACAUGCUGACAGGAAUUUAUGAAAGAAUCAAGGCAAGUGAGUUCAAACCAGGAUCUGACCAUGUGACACAGGUGAUGAAGGUCCAACAGACUAUAGUGGGCAAAAAACCGAACCUUGCACUUCCACACAGACGUCUUGUGUGUUAUUGUCGACUUUAUGAAAUAUACGAUAUCAAUAAGAAGGAGCGACCAGGAGUUCAUCAGCGAGAAAUCUUUCUUUUCAAUGACAUGAUUAUGGUCACCAAGAUAUUCAACAAGAAAAAAAACAGUGUUACUUACACUUUUCGCCAGUCUUUUUCUCUUUGUGGUAUGAACGUUACUCUUUUUGAAGCCCCUUAUUAUCCACACGGUAUUAGGCUUAGUCAAAGAGUGGAUGACAAAGUACUAAUUACUUUCAAUGCCCGGAACGAACAUGACCGUUCAAAGUUUGUGGAAGAUUUAAAAGAAUCUAUUCUAGAAAUGGACGAGAUGGAAAGUAUGAGGAUUGAAGCAGAGCUGGAGAAGCAGAAGUCAGUAAGAAGCCGUGGGGGGGAUAACAGAGACUCUGGGGUAGCUGACAUGGAGAUUGUUCCUGCUUCAAGCAAGGAAAGUCGGCAAGUGACCAAUAGUCUUUCUGCAAACUUGAAACGUUCUGCUUUGUCUAAUUCUUUGUUAGACCUUCAUGAGCAGCAAAUGAACAAACCAGUACGACGAGGCAGUGCAGGAUCACUGGACAGUGGAAUGUCAGUAUCUUUCCAGUCAUCAGCAGCUAGUACAGUAAGUAGAGAUUCGCUACUCCAGACAGUUCCAGUUAAUGGAGCAAACAAAACAGUAGUAGACAGUGGUGUUAUUCCAGUUACGUCUGCAGGCAAGUCUUCAAACACUCCAGGAUUUUUGGGUGGUUUGUUCAGCAAGAAAGGAAAGUCUUCAAGUAGAAUAAAUACGCGUAAAAAUGCUGAAACCUCGACUAUGUGAUAAAAAUGUGACAUAGAUACUACUUAAAAUUUAAUGCUGUACCAAAGUGAUUAGAGAAGAGCAGAUAUUGAUGAUAUACUGAUAUUUGUAUCAUCAGCUUUUCGUCUAUGGAGACAAAGCUGAGAAAGUUCUGGAUUCAAGUGAAGGUGUGGCCGUAGUAUUUACCAUCGAGAAUAGUGAACAUGAGAAGGCCAACUGAUUGUUGUUACACUGCUCAUUGCUUGCAUGUAUAGAAACAUAGUCUGUCUAAAUAUUAGCAGAGAGCAGCUUUGUGCCAAAGGUUAUAAGUCGGGCCAAAGGAAUUCUUGUUGAUUACAGUCUGCAGUUAACUAGUGGUGUUUUAUAUAUUGUGUCAUUGUUUUUCUUUUAAUUGAAUGAUAGAAAAGUAUUAGAUUCCUUAAAGUUAAGAUAAUAAAACAAGAACUUCUCUGUACAUAAAUUUUCAGAAAUGUUGUGAAUUAGGGGUAACUUGAAAUCGGUAGAUCAUUAAAAUAAAUGUAAUAAGUAUAUAAAGAUGUAGUCUUACCUGAAAGUGUAUAGUGCAACAUAAUAAAAGUUCUCUUAAUAUAUAUUUUUGCCUUUUGUUCCUGUGAAAUGUGUAAUUGACAAUCCUUUUUAGUUUUUGUAUAAAUUGUUUUAAUUGUUUCUUAAGUAGGUAUGAUCUUAUUUGUUGAAGGUUUUGUUAUACUUUUAAAUAUUUUACCAAACAUUGCCCAUCACGAUCAGUUUAUUUCUGUCAGAGUUCAUUAUUACAUAAUAAAAUGUACUGUACUGAUCAAGGAAUAACUAAAGAAAUAACUGAUGAAUUAAAUUGUAAAUUUUAUAUUUGUAUUCAAAAUAACUAUUUAUCAUGAAGAUUUUUAAUUUCACUGACCAUGAAUUUGAAUCACUGACAAUGUGCAAAGAACCUAAACCAAACUCUCUGUCAUUGAAAUCUGUCUAAAAGAUUAGCUUUCAUUAAAUCUUCAUAGCCAGUUAUUUAUUUUGGCAAUUUUUUGUUAGAUGUAAUAAAAAAUCUCACUUAUUUUGUAAACUUUAAAAAUGUGAAACAAACGUAUUUACUUAUUUUAAACAAUAUUUUUUGUAAAGACAUGAUGGUUCUUCAGUUGUUUUAAUUGUAUCAAGAUAUCAGUUGAAUAUUGAUCAGUAACAUUACAACCAGGAGAUGACAUGAAAUAACAACAACAUUAGGUAGGGAUAAUUUAUUCUAAAAAUAUUUGCCUAAUUCAAGGUAGUUUAGACACUGAGGUAAUUUCUUAUUUUCAAAGUGAAUUGUGCAAUGAUACAAAAAAAAUGAAACUUUCGUUUCUCUAAAAUCAUCUAAUGCAAUUACUGUAUCCUAGGUUAUUGAGAAAAAUGUCAUCUAAAGUAAAGUGAUGAUUGGCAGGUUAAAAGAAAUCUUGUUUAAAUAGGAGAAUUCCUUAUUUGAAUAAUAGAUAAUGUAUUACCUGCAAAAAAAAACUGCGGCUCAUAGAAUGGCUGUGUGUUGUUUUUGUUUUUCGAAGUGCAUUCUUUUAGCUCAUAACUCCAUCUAUUGACCGAUUUGAGAUCUAAUUACAGCCGUUUGUAUUGAGGAUUCCCACUUGUUUCCUUUUGAAGAAAAGGGAGAACAAUUUCAUGAUCAAUUCUCAAAACACUUGAGUAAGUACUGGCGUUGAUCUUAAUAUCUAGCUAAUAGUUUGGAAAGCCAGAAACAAUAAUUUAGUAAAAUUAUGCAAAUACAUGCUUUUUAAAGGGAUCAUGUUACAUGGUAAUUUAGCACAGUUGACUUUGUGAUAUACGUAGAUAGCUAAGAUGAAUUUAUCAUUUAAUAUAACUAAGUAGUCUUGCUAGAAAUAUUGUCCAGUGCUACAAAAAAAUUCAGUUUUAUUAUCGUGAAAGAAGUUCAGUUAUUAACGUAUUUUUGUAUUGUAGAUUAGAGUAGUUAAUUAAAAAUUACACUGUACCACAACAAUUCUUAGCUGAGAAAUAAUGAUUUUGAUAAUAUGGUCAGGUUAGCGUAUGUGGUGUUAUACAAGCAAAUAAAACUUCUCAUUGCUUUUGAGUGCGAUACUAAGUUUAACCUUGAACUAGCUCAAAGUCUGAGUAAUGCUGUACUGUAAUUAGUUUACCAUACACAAACUUGUAGCUGAUUUACAACCUGCGAGAUAAAUUGAAAAAAUAUAUUCGAAAGGAAGAUUAUUAUGUUUGUUAAUAAAAAUUCUCUACUGUACUCGCUAUGUACUUAACUUCUUUUAACUGUAGUAAACGUAAUUUUAGUGUUUCUUAAAUGUUGCCUUCUUAACUGGUGAUUGUGUUUGGAAAAUGUAUAAAAGUUUCCUAAAGUUAGUUGUUUUUUUAAACCAAACGUUCCUUCCUUCUGAGAGAAAUCAUCAUCUCUUCAGUAAAGUGCCUUUUUUUCUUUUUUGCCGAAUGCCGAAGAAAAAAAGUAACCAUAACAUCUUGAUAUCAAAGAAAAAUUAAAGCUAUUCUUUUGGGUCCUGCAAAAUUUUAAGAAAAGUAGUUGUUUUUUUUUUCUCAAAAGAUAAAGCUAAUAAAUAACACUGAAGUGACGUUUGGAGAGAGAGAGAGAAGCGAAAACGUAAUUAUUUUUGGUUUUCAAGGAAAAUUUUCUCACAUUAGCUGGUUUAGAAUUUGUAGAAGAUAAUCAGAUAUAUAUGUAGAAAGGUGACCAAUUUAUCGAAUUUACUCAAAUCUGUACAUGUGUUUUAGCAUGACUGUUUCGUUUUAGGUUUAUAUAAAAUAAUUAAAAGCGCUUAUUGGAAAAGACUCUUACUUUGGUGACUCAGAAAAGUUUCGUGGAGUGUGCGCACUUUGUAAACUUGUAUGUUAUCUCUGUUAUCAUAAUAAUGCAAAUAAAGAAAUGAUAUAUCA